Molecule: messenger RNA, 1080 nt
Organism: Peniophora sp. CBMAI 1063
Lineage: Eukaryota; Fungi; Basidiomycota; Agaricomycetes; Russulales; Peniophoraceae
Source: the annotation of a GenBank genome assembly
AUGGCGGACGGUGCUACAGCUGGUCAUAAACGUCGACGGGUGGAAGGCGAUGGCGAUGUGGACGAUCUUCAGGCUGCCAGCUUCACUAAACACGGCAGGCUUUGGUUCGAGGACGGCAACGUGAUCCUCAUCUGUGAUCAAACGGGCUUCCGCGUCCAUCGAUCCCUCUUAUCUCUACAUUCAUCGGUGUUUCGUGAUAUGUUCGACGUCGCUACCCCAGGAGAUGACCUUAGCGAAGGGAUCCCGGUCGUACAUCUGUCGGAUGACCCCUUCAAGAUUGCCAAGUUUCUGGGUUUCUUCUACUUCCGUGACGAGAUACCCACACAUAUUGGUCCGGUUCUUGAUUUCUUCGAAAUAUCCUCAAAAUACGAUGUCCCGCUCAUCCGCGACCUAUGCGUGGCUAAUCUGCGGCGUGCCUUCCCCGAUACACUCUCAAGCUUUCAAGAUGCGCGCACCUACCGGAAUGAUGAACUAGAUAUGGACCUUACGAGCUCACUACGCUGCGUCAACCUGGCGAAUGCACAAGGUCUCCACCUCCUUCUCCCAGCAAUGACUCUCACAUGCGUGGCGAAAUACACCUUCGAUACUGCGACUGAAGACAUUGAACUGUAUAGUAUCUUACAGUCGCUUGGCCUGCCUUUGUCUCUUCAGCCAAAGCUCGCGUCAUGGUCACGCAAACUCCUCUCUGAGAAGCGCACCAAGGUGGAUGGGCACAUUCAACAGUUCUUGCAAGAUCCGGAUAGAGAGCGCAACUACCACUGUGCACAACAGUUAGCAAUUGCGUUCUUAUCCUACACCAAUCAGACAUUUCUAUGUGCCGACGAAUGGCGACAUGAGUACGAUCUGGAUAUCUUUGUGAAGGAUAUGUACGCUGCAGAUUUGACCAGGAUGGCGGACGACGUAUGCGAUGAUUGCAUCCAGGAGUGGAAGGAGAAGGAGAAGGCGGGGAGAAAGGAGCUUUGGGAUGCUUUACCCGGCUAUUUUGAUUUGGGGACCUGGGAAGAACUUCGCAUGAAGGAUUCAGACGUACCCGGGAACUCGACUGAAGAGGUGUUCUCGAACGCAGACGCCUCGGGUUGA